Molecule: messenger RNA, 492 nt
Organism: Amoebophrya sp. A25
Lineage: Eukaryota; Dinophyceae; Syndiniales; Amoebophryaceae
Source: the annotation of a GenBank genome assembly
CAUGCUCAUAGUGGCGUCAGGAAAUUGAUCUAGGUGAAGUCUUUCUUAUUGUAAAUAUUAUUACAAAUCAAUCGCCAGUAGUAGGAGUAGAAGUUUUCCACUUUCUAACCACUACUAAGCGAAACGCAAGCGCAAGACCCCGCGCGGGUUCUAGGAAUUCAGUGUGUGGAAUACCAUCGACAUUACAUUGGCAUCCUUUCCGCUACAAAUUUUGAUUGAUAUAAUUUAUGCUCACACAGUAUCGGGCAAAAUAAGUUCCAUAUAAUUAUAAAUACUGAGGCUCAACACAACAACCAAAGCACUUCGCAAGAGGCAACUUUCAGUAAAGUUUUGAAUUCAUUACUGCCUUUUGAUCAUCCGUCAUGGCCCAUUUUGUAGGAGUCGGCGUCCUACAGCCUUCUAGUAUUAGUAAAAAUAUAAAUAUAUCUUCGUCAAGUUUUGACUUUUAUAAUAUGCUGCCGAUGUUGAAAGAUGUAGUAGCCUAAGCACGUG